Raphanus sativus (radish) is the source of this 1454-nucleotide messenger RNA. Its product is annotated as multiple organellar RNA editing factor 8, chloroplastic/mitochondrial. Gene Ontology annotation, biological process: cytidine to uridine editing; mitochondrial mRNA modification. The record is from RefSeq and is a predicted model, not a curated record. The coding region runs from base 44 to 1225 and encodes 393 amino acids. Gene Ontology annotation, cellular component: mitochondrion. Lineage: Eukaryota; Viridiplantae; Streptophyta; Magnoliopsida; Brassicales; Brassicaceae. The transcript is spliced from 4 exons.
UCGUCUUCAUCUGUCACAUUUCCUAGGGUUUUGGUAUCCUCCAAUGGCGACGCAUUCCAUCUCUCGCUCCAUCCUCUGCCGCCCGGCGAAAUCCCUCUCCUCUCUCUUCACCCGAUCCUUCGCCUCCUCAUCAUCCGCUCCCCUCGCCAAAGCCCCGGCGGCGUCGUCUCUGCUCAGCAGAUCCCGUCCCCUCGUCGCCGCCUUGUCCUCCGCUUUCCGCGGCGGAUUCGUCUCCGUCAAAGGUCUUUCGUCGCAGGCCACGUCGUCUUCUCUGAACGAUCCGAGUCCCAACUGGUCCAACAGGCCACCAAAGGAGACGAUCCUGCUCGAUGGUUGCGAUUUCGAGCACUGGCUCGUGGUUGUGGAUCCGCCUGAGGGAGAUCCUACUAGAGACGAGAUCAUCGACAGCUACAUCAAAACCCUAGCUCAGAUCGUUGGCAGUGAAGAAGAAGCGAGGAUGAAGAUCUACUCUGUUUCAACUCGGUGCUACUUUGCCUUUGGGGCUCUUGUGUCUGAAGAUCUUUCUCACAAGCUUAAAGAGUUGCCAAAGGUGCGCUGGGUUCUUCCUGACUCUUACCUUGAUGUGAGGAACAAAGACUACGGAGGAGAACCUUUCAUUGAUGGGAAGGCGGUUCCUUAUGAUCCUAAGUACCACGAGGAAUGGAUAAGGAACAACGCUAGAGCCAAUGAGAGAAACAGGCGCAACGACCGUCCGAAAAACUUUGAUAGGAGCAGAAACUUUGAGAGGAGAAGAGAGAACAUGGCAGGAGGCCCUCCUCCCCACCGUCCUCCCAUGGGAGGCCCUCCUCCCCCUGGCCAGAAUUAUGGCGGACCACCACCACAGAACAACAUGGGAGGGCAGAGGCCUCCACCAAACUAUGGAGGACCACCACCACCACAGAACAACAUGGGAGGACAGAGACCUCCAGCAAACUAUGGAGGAGCACCACCACCGAACUAUGGAGGGCCACCACCACCAAACUACGGAGGAGCGCCACCACAAAACAACAUGGGAGGAGCACCUCCACCGAACUAUGGGGGAGCGCCACCACCGAACUACGGAGGAGCACCACCGCAGAACAACAUGGGAGGAGGUCCACCAAAUGCAGGAUGGUCAGGUAACAACAACAACUACCAGCAGCAGAAUGGAGGAAUGCAGCAGCCACAGUACCAGAACAACUAUCCACCUAACCGGGAUGGCAGCGGGAACCCGUACCAGGGUUAAGAGUAGUUGAAGCAGUCGUGGGUUUUCUUAUAAUCAUGCAUUUCUGGACUAUGUAUAGAUAAUCUGAGGAAGUGAGUGAGAGUGCAAUAGCUAGACUUUGAAACUCCUUUUGUCUUCAGUGUUUUAUCAGUCUGGUAUUGUGUCAAGAGAAUAACCUCUCAGAGUAACUGUGGCACGGUUAAAUUGAGUUUGUUUUUUUUUAGUUUAUAUCCUAAUCCUCUUAAGAGUU